AUGCAGCCAUGGAGGAGUCAGAAGCAAUGCACGAGGAUGCGACAGGAGUCACUUUCCAGGUUGUUUUCGAAGUCAUUUGUGGUUCGCUUCUGGCACUAUGGGGUGGCAUCGGAGAGUUCAAGACCGACGCUAAGAUCACUCUGUGCAAACUUUAGCCAAAGAUUGUAUACAAUAUGCAUAUAA
Cladocopium goreaui is the source of this 183-nucleotide messenger RNA. Lineage: Eukaryota; Dinophyceae; Suessiales; Symbiodiniaceae. The record is from the annotation of a GenBank genome assembly.